CUGAGAGAGCACUGAAAUCCAAGAGAAUGGGGAUACAGUGGGGCUUCUGGGUCUGGUACGAGAGAGGCCGGGAACUUCUCUAAGAAGAUGGCCCCUAGGGGAGGUCUGGAAGGGAGGGACCAAUGUGACUCAGUUCAGUCCUCAUCUUGGGCUCUUUUAAGGACAGCCUGUCUUUCUUUAAUAGGCAGAGUGGUGGUCAUUCACUCUGCUUUGGCUUUUUUUUUCAUUCAUACAACUUUCACUUCAUCCUGGUUUCACAUCCAGAAAAAUUUUUAAGAUAUGUUGCUUUUGCUGUAUCUCACAAUCCUUGCCUCGCUUUUACUUCCUCUUAGAGUUAGGGCCCUUCUCUCCCCCUGUUCCCUUCACUUAGUCUUUUCCCUCCUUGAUGACUUUGCGAGCUUUGCCACCUGCCAUUCUGUUGCAGCUGCAGUGUUUGUGACUAAUCUAAAUUUGGCCCAAAAAGCAAAUUCUUGGGUCGAGCGUAACGCCUGUAUGAGUAUACACAUUUCACAUAUUGACUCAACAGUAACAUCUUUAUGUAUCAUAUAAAUAGGUUGAUGUGUUUUGUACUUCUCGUGUUUUGUAAGAACAUUGUUUUAAAUUGCUGUGGCCGACUGCAUUGCCUGAAAUAACUUCAGUGUCAGCAACACCAGUUGAGUGCUGUGGUGUGUAGAGUGCUGUGGGGCGUUGUGGGAGUGUGGAAAAGGUUGUGAGGAAACAGAUGACCAUUCCUUAUUCUUGGGAGCCUUACGCAGUGGUUACAGAGACAGUGUCCAUUCACAUGAAGGCUUACUAAAAUUUACGUAACAGUAAAUCAACUAAGUGGUCAUUUCUCUGGACAAGUCACUGCAGGUCUUUGUGCUUUGCUUUGCCCAUCUGCAAAACAGGUACAGUACUUACCCUCUUGUUAGAGGAAUGUCCUGUCAUGAGAAUGUGGUGAAAUACGAGAUUUUAUAAGAAAAUCCUGAAUCACAGGCCUAAACAUGGGUAAGGAGGUCAUGCUGAUGUUGAGAAGGAGCAGAGUAGAUGCACUCGGUACCUGAGAAACGUGCACUGGUUUUACUAGAAUGUUGAUGUGAAGAAGGGUCCCGCUGACUCCCUCUUCUGUCAGGGAGCCCUGGGGAAGGGUUGCUCUCACUCUUGGCUCCUCUCUCCUCCCUCAGCUCCACCUGUUCCCCAGGUGCCUGCUCUUCCCCAUGAGGGAAGCCCAGGAGACCAGGCAGCUACGCUCCUGACAGCCAGGUACCAGCAGACCCCAGUUUCGGAAUUGACCCUCUUCAGAGACCUGGACUUCACAGAAACCACCUCCCCAUGUCCCCACCUCCACCAGUAAACACUUUUCCUUCUCUAUCUCUGGUGCUGUGAUGGGCGUUUAUUAGAUAUUAAAGGUUAUGGAACUUAUUCCCUAGUUUCUAGUCUGUUUUCCCUCCUCCCCAACUUUGUUGUACACUGGUCACUCUCUCUGUGUCAUCUCCUUCAUUUUCUGGCCAAUAUGCUAUAGUGGCCUCAUUCCCAGAGCAGCCAGGCUGUGUUAUUUCAGGAGUUUGUGACAUUCGAGGAUGUGGCUGUGCACCUUACUCGAGAGGAAUGGGGAUGCCUGGACCCUGUUCAGAGGGAUCUCUACAGAGAAGUGAUGUUAGAGAAUUAUGGGAACGUGGUCUCACUGGGAUUUCCACUUUCCAAGCCUGAUGGGAUCUCCCUGCGGGAACAAGAUCUACAGGUCUUUGAUCUGGAAACUAAGAAUAGAGAAGUCUUAAGAGAUGACUGCUCAGAUGGAGAGACCAGAGAAGAGAACAAGCUGUUGAUUCCUAAGCAGGAAAUUUUGGAAGAAGUACAUUCGUAUAAAGUGAGAGUAGGAAGACUCAAAAAGGAUAUUGCCCAAGUUCCUGGGACUAGAGAAGUGUCUAAACCUGAGGACAGAUUAGAAAGGCUUCAGGAAAUCCUAAGGAAAUUUCUCUUCCUGGAGAGAGAGUUUAGGCAAAUAACAAUCAGCAAGAAAGCCUUCACCAGUGACAACAGUGAAUGUAAUGAACCUGAGAAAAGCUUCAGUUUGGACUCUACCCUUGAUACAGAUCAGAGAGUUCUUAGAAUUCAGAAUAUUGAUGAUACUGAUAAGUAUGACAUGGGGGUGAACCAGAAUUCAGCUGCUGGGAAACAAGAACAAAUAAAUCUCAUACAGGAUGUUCAGAGUAGUGAAUAUAAGGAAAGCUUAAUGGAUCUCUCCCACCUUAGUAAAUGUGACAGCAUUCCUGCCACUGAGAAAUCCUAUAAAUGUGAUGCAUGUGAGAAGGUCUUCCAUCAGAGCUCUGCCCUUUCUAGACAUCAGAGAAUUCAUACUAGAGAGAAACCCUACAAGUGUAAAGAAUGUGAAAAAUCUUUCAGUCAGAGUUCAAGUCUUAGUCGACAUAAAAGAAUACACACUAGAGAAAAACCCUAUAAAUGUGAAGCAUCUGAUAAAUCCUGUGAAGCAUCUGAUAAGUCCUGUAGUCAGAGCUCCGACAUAACUCCACAUAAGAGGAUUCACACUAGAGCAAAGUCUUAUAAAUGUAGUAAUUGUGAAAGAGUUUUCAGUCGUAGUGUACAUCUUACUCAGCAUCAGAAGGUUCACAGAGAGAUGCCCUGUAAGUGUACUGUAUGUGGCAGUGACUUCCACCAUACCUCAUACCUUGCCGAACAUCAGAAAGUCCACUGUGAAGAGAAAGCCUAUGAAUACAGUGAUUGUGGGUUGACCUUUGUUAAACAUCAAGGAAUUCAUCUCAGAGAAAAGCCCUAUACGUGUAAUGAAUGUGGCAAAGACUUCAGACUGAAUUCCCAUCUUAUUCAGCAUCAAAGAAUUCACACAGGAGAGAAACGACAUGAAUGUAACGAAUGUGGAAAAGCUUUCGGUCAAACUUCAUGCCUUAUUCAGCAUCACAAAAUCCACGGGCGAGAGAAAUCCUAUGAGUGUAAUGAAUAUGAGGAAAGUUUCAAUCACAGCUCAGAUCUUGUUCUUCAGCAGGAAGUCCUCACCAGAGAAAAAGCCUUUGAUUGUGAUGUAUGGGAAAAGAACCUCGGUCAGAGAGCACACCUCAUUCAACAUCAAAGAAUUCAUACCAAAGAGAAACCUUACGAAUGUGAUGAACGUGGAGAGACCUUUAGUCAAAUUCAGGCCUCCUUCAACAUCUGAGAGGUUAUACCAGGGAGAAAGCAUAUAUGUACUGAAGGUGGUGAAGCCUUCAGUCACAGCUCAACCUUUAUUUAGCAUCGGAGAAUCGACACCAGAGAGAAACCCUCUGAAUGUGACGAAUGUAGGAAGACUAUUUGCCAGUGUUAAACUUCAUCGACAUCUGCAAACCCAUACCAAUGAGAAAAUCUACGAAUAUAUUGAAUGUGGUAAAUGCUUCAUGCCAUUUUCAUACCUUAGUCACCAUUGGAGAAUUCUUAACUGGAAUAAAAUUCCAUCACCAUAAUAAAUGUGAAAUAGCCUUCAAAGUAACUACCUUGCUCAGCAUCAAAUUCAUUCCAUGCAGGAAGCCUAUGAAUGUAAUAAAUACGUAUGCACAUGGGAGGAUUCAGUCAUAUUCUACCCCUUACUCAACGCUAAAGAAUCCAUGCCCAGGAGAAGCCAUUCAAGUGUAGCAAAGGUGACAGAUCUUCCAGUAGGAGUUAAAGUCUUUUUCAUCAUUAGAAUCUCCACACCAGAUCACAAUCUGCUAAUAAUGCAAAUGGAAAAAAUGUACUUCUACAUUUCAGGCUUUACUCAACAUCAAAAUAUUGGAGAGAAAAUUUUAUAUAAAGUUGUUAAUAUAUAGCCCUGAUCUUUCUCAUUGCAGAAGAAGAUAGUCUGAAGAGUGACUUGAUGCAAUGCAGUGCUGAUUCCUCAUGGCAUUCUUUUAUUUAAUAGGUGGUGUAAGUAGGUAUAUAAAAUAUAUGGAAC
Molecule: messenger RNA, 3916 nt
Organism: Enhydra lutris kenyoni (northern sea otter)
Lineage: Eukaryota; Metazoa; Chordata; Mammalia; Carnivora; Mustelidae
Product: zinc finger protein 655
Exons: 4
Coding region: 1634-3166 (510 amino acids)
Biological process (GO): regulation of DNA-templated transcription
Source: RefSeq, a predicted model, not a curated record